AUGGCUCGGCUGGAUGAUAACAGGAGGAGAUAUGAAGAAAGGAAAAGAUUUAAAGGGCACCAAGUCCAGCAUAAGAGAGAAGCCCCUCCCUCGUACACAAGAAGAGACUAUUAUGAGGAUCGUAGAACAGACUCAAGGUACAACUCUCGACAGCAUCAAAGCUAUGCACCAGUGACCAGUGAAUACCGAAGAGGUCGUGAUGACUAUAACCCAGGAAGAUCUGUCUCACGAGAAUCUGGUGCCAGAGUGGGAGUAAAAAAUAACCCCCACAUAUCUGACUCCCCAAGCAAAAUGACAGAGCAUGACAGAGACAGAGACAGAGACAGAGACAGAGAUAGAAGUAGUCAAAUAACAGAGAAGAGACGAGCACCUAGUCAUGACUCAGCCUCCAAAAUACAACUUCCGGCUCUACAAGACCCUACUCCACACUCAACAGAUUUAAGAAGGGCCCUGUCACGUAGAAAGGAUGGAGAAGCUUCAGGAGACCAAGUGUCUUCAGGACGCCGCUCCAUUAAAGAAAGACUGAUGCUACCUGAUAUCCCUCACUCCACAGACUUAAGACGAUCUUUAUCGCUGAGAGAUGAUGGAAAUGAGAUGGGAGGCCACACAUCUGCGAAUAGACCCCCAGUUAAACAAAGGUUAUCAUUGCCCUCCAAUGGGAAAUCUAGACUUGCGCAGCAAGGGACCUCUACAGGCUCUAGUCGCCUUCAAGAUAUCGAUAUUCAUUAUCUGGAGGAAAUCAUGGAACCACCAUGA
Brassica napus (rape) is the source of this 756-nucleotide messenger RNA. Its product is annotated as U1 small nuclear ribonucleoprotein 70 kDa-like. Lineage: Eukaryota; Viridiplantae; Streptophyta; Magnoliopsida; Brassicales; Brassicaceae. Bases 1 to 756 code for a protein of 251 amino acids. The record is from RefSeq and is a predicted model, not a curated record. The transcript has a single exon.